Hibiscus syriacus is the source of this 1018-nucleotide messenger RNA. RefSeq lists its product as uncharacterized. Lineage: Eukaryota; Viridiplantae; Streptophyta; Magnoliopsida; Malvales; Malvaceae. The transcript is spliced from 5 exons. The record is from RefSeq and is a predicted model, not a curated record. The coding region runs from base 153 to 569 and encodes 138 amino acids.
CCUCAUUCUUUCUCUGCCACCCUUCCCCUCUCUCUUCCCAACACCAUAUAUAAUUAUUUUCUUCAAAUCUGUAGUUUCAUCAAUAUCUGGGUUUCUCUUUCUCUCCUCUGUUUUUUUCUUUUGCUUUUCGUUGGCUGGUAGUUGUUAUAACGAUGAUGGUGAAAGAUGAGUGGGUUCAGGCGGCCAUCAAUGACGACAACGUGGUGGUUGAGUUAUUGGUAAGGCUCAAGCAAGCCCAGGCGGCACCAUCGGCUCCUAAAUCUGCCUUGCCUGCACUUAAGUGGGGGAUUCGUCACCGGAGGUCUAGACCCAUGUUGUUACGCUGCUACGCCAAGAGAGACGGAGGUAGUCCCACCACGCCCUUUGUUGGAGUGGUGGUAGCAGCGACGCCUCUACUUCCGCCGCCGACGUCUUUGAAGAGACCGGUACUCAUCUCCUCCUCUCACCUCCUAUCGCGCCUUCCAGAUCCAAGGGCAGUUCUUCUAGUGAAACUUACAGAACAAGUACCAAGUGCUCAAGAAGAAAUAAGACAUUUGCUGGACUGGAGGAGGAGGAUAAUCUUCUUUUGAAGGAAAGGGUUCGUUUAGAAAAGGAGAUAGCAUCGACGCGUGCAACUCGUAAAGAGCAUCGAGCCGAACGAGAGCUCGAAAAGAAUCAGGCUUGGUUUGAACUCGAGUUUAACUGACGAUGAACCUGAGAUGGCACCUUGUCCGAGAGCACCGUCUUCUUUGGACUCGACCUUCGAUGACAACGAUGAUCGUGAACGAGUGUUAGAUUCUCACAAUGUAGGGAAGAGUAUUUUCGUACUGCCUGAUUUAAAUAUGAUGCCUGGUGAGGAAGAUUCUGGUCCUGAAAAUUAGUGACAGUGAGCAAGGCAAGUAACAAGAUUGAAACUCGACGAGGGUCGGUAGGUUUCCGAAAUUCGAUCCCCUCAUCGUCUCGUUUCAAAAUUUAUGUAAGACCGGGUUAAACUAAUUUCAUAAUUUUGGCCAAUGAAAUUCUUUAGAUUAUUUCUUAC